Molecule: messenger RNA, 1086 nt
Organism: Elephantulus edwardii (Cape elephant shrew)
Lineage: Eukaryota; Metazoa; Chordata; Mammalia; Macroscelidea; Macroscelididae
Gene: SCD
Product: stearoyl-CoA desaturase (delta-9-desaturase)
Exons: 6
Coding region: 10-1086 (358 amino acids)
Biological process (GO): unsaturated fatty acid biosynthetic process; response to fatty acid
Cellular component (GO): endoplasmic reticulum membrane
Molecular function (GO): stearoyl-CoA 9-desaturase activity; palmitoyl-CoA 9-desaturase activity; iron ion binding
Source: RefSeq, a predicted model, not a curated record
AGAGUCGAGAUGCCGGCCCACUUGCUGCAGGAGGAGAUGUCGAGCUCCUAUACCACCACCACCACCAUCACGGCGCCUGCCCCCAGGAUCCUGCAGAAUGGGGGAGGCAAGUUGGAGAAGACGCUGCACCACUGGGAUGAAGACAUCCGCCCUGAGUUAAAAGAUGAUAUUUAUGACCCGAGCUACAAGGAUGAGGGGCCGAGACCCAAGACUGUGUAUGUCUGGAGAAACAUCAUUCUUAUGGCUUUGCUUCAUUUGGGAGCCUUGUAUGGAAUCACGCUGAUUCCCUCCUGCAGGUUCUACACCUGCCUCUGGGCAUUUUGCUACUAUGUGAUAAGUGCCUUGGGCAUAACAGCAGGAGCUCAUCGCCUGUGGAGUCAUCGAUCUUACAAAGCUAGGCUUCCCCUGCGGUUCUUCUUAAUCAUUGCUAACACUAUGGCGUUCCAGAAUGAUGUUUUUGAAUGGGCCCGUGACCACCGUGUCCAUCACAAGUUUUCCGAAACUGAUGCUGACCCUCACAAUUCUCAACGUGGCUUUUUCUUCUCUCAUGUGGGUUGGCUGCUUGUGCGCAAACACCCAGCUGUCAAAGAGAAGGGCGCUCUGCUGGACUUGUCUGACCUAAAAGCUGAGAAGCUGGUGAUGUUCCAGAGGAAGUACUACAAACCUGCCAUCCUGUUGAUAUGCUUCAUCCUGCCCACCCUUGUCCCAUGGUAUUUCUGGGGUGAAACUUUUGAAAACAGCUUAUUUGUUGCCACUUUCCUGCGUUACGCUGUCGUCCUCAAUGCCACCUGGUUGGUCAACAGUGCUGCCCACCUCUAUGGCUUUCGCCCUUAUGACAAGACCAUUGGCCCCCGAGAGAAUGUUCUGGUUUCGCUGGGAGCCGUGGGUGAGGGCUUCCACAACUACCACCACACCUUUCCCUAUGACUAUUCCGCCAGUGAGUACCGUUGGCACAUCAACUUCACCACCUUCUUCAUCGAUUGUAUGGCUGCCCUGGGUCUGGCUUAUGACCGGAAGAAAGUGUCCAAGUCUGUCGUUACGGCCAGGGCUAAGAGAACUGGAGAUGGAAACUACAAGACUGGUUGA